This is a messenger RNA of Bombina bombina (fire-bellied toad), 400 nucleotides long. RefSeq names its product small ubiquitin-related modifier 3-like. Gene Ontology annotation, cellular component: nucleus. Lineage: Eukaryota; Metazoa; Chordata; Amphibia; Anura; Bombinatoridae. Bases 84 to 368 code for a protein of 94 amino acids. Gene Ontology annotation, molecular function: ubiquitin-like protein ligase binding; protein tag activity. The record is from RefSeq and is a predicted model, not a curated record. Gene Ontology annotation, biological process: protein sumoylation. The transcript has a single exon.
UUGAAAAAAAUAAAAACGGUGAGAGGGGAGAAAAAAAAGCUCACGGGUAGAAAAAAGAGCGGGAGAGAAACAGAGACUUAAUAAUGUCUGAGGAAAAACCAAAGGAAACUGUGAAGACUGAAAAUGACCAGAUCAAUCUUAAAGUGGCAGGACAAGAUGGUUCUGUGGUUCAGUUUAAAAUAAAGAGACACACUCCUCUCAGCAAAUUAAUGAAAGCAUACUGUGACAGACAGGGUUUGUCAAUGCGGCAAAAAAGAUUUAGGUUUGAUGGACAACCAAUCAAUGAAACAGACACCCCUGCACAGCUGGAAAUGGAAGAUGAAGAUACUAUUGAUGUAUUUCAACAACAGACAGGUGGUGCGUGCUGAAAAAGAAGAAAAUAAAAGCGCUCUUUUUGUGA